Thyridium curvatum is the source of this 1380-nucleotide messenger RNA. RefSeq lists its product as uncharacterized. The transcript has 2 exons. Lineage: Eukaryota; Fungi; Ascomycota; Sordariomycetes; Thyridiales; Thyridiaceae. Bases 1 to 1380 code for a protein of 459 amino acids. Gene Ontology annotation, cellular component: endoplasmic reticulum. Gene Ontology annotation, molecular function: mannosyltransferase activity. The record is from RefSeq and is a predicted model, not a curated record.
AUGGAGAGGUCACAUAUCAUCACCGCUGCCGUCUUGGUGUGGGUGCUCGACCUUGUCGUCCUGUUGCUCUUCUGGCCGAAGCGCUACACCAAAACUGCCAAAAGCAAGGUAUCUGCCCAGGUCCUGGUCCUUGGCGACAUUGGACGGAGCCCUCGCAUGCAGUACCAUGCCCUGAGCAUUGCGAAGCAUGGCGGUUCAGUCGAGCUCAUCGGCUACAAUGAAUCACCACCUCUUGCGGAACUUGUCCAACACACAAACGUGCGCAUCUGGGGCUUGAGCGCACCGCCAAAGCUACUCCAGUCCAAGGCCGUCCCCUUCAUCUUGACAGCCCCGUUCAAGGUGCUCUGGCAGAUCUACGACCUCUGGAUGGUCCUUUGCUACAAGACACCACCCUGCGAGUUCCUCAUCGUCCAGAACCCGCCUUCCAUCCCUACCCUCGCCAUCGCGUUCCUCGUCAGCCUCGUUAGAAACCACCGUGUUGUGAUUGACUGGCACAACUAUGGCUGGACCAUUCUUGCCGGUACCCGCGGACCGUCCCACCUCUUUGUACGGAUCUCGAAGCUCUACGAAUGUCUUUUUGCAAAAGCCGGCAACGAGAACAUUGCCGUCACCAAUGCCAUGGCCCGCCAACUGCAGAAGCCGCCCUACGGCAUCAAGAACCGGGUUGUCGCCAUGCAUGACAGACCGGCCACUAUCUUCAGCCCCAUGAGUAACUCAUCUGAGCGUCUCAAGUUCCUCAGUCGCCUCCUCGAGAAUGAGGCUAUGGCUUCCACCAUUGUCGACGGUAAGGCCAGGCUUAUCGUCAGCAGUACUUCGUGGACUCCGGAUGAGGACUUUGGCCUGCUACUCGAUGCUCUGACCAAAUAUGCUGGUCAAACUGAGACAUCCCAGGCUAAGGAAGCCGAGACUACACCCCUGCUAGCCAUCAUCACUGGCAAAGGCCCCCAGAAGGCCAUGUACGAGGACAAGAUCGCCCAGCUCACGCAAAAAGGCCUGCUGCCCGGCAUCCGCAUUCAGACCAUGUUUCUCCCCUUUGAGGACUACGCCACCCUCCUGGCUUCCGCUGACCUCGGUGUGUGCCUGCACAAGUCCAGCUCUGGCGUUGACCUGCCCAUGAAGGUGGUCGACAUGUUUGGCGCGGGCUUGCCGGUGGCGGCCUACUCGGGGUACGAGAGCUUCUCGGAGCUGGUCAAGGAAGGCGAGAAUGGAUGCGGUUUCGAGACACCGGACGAGCUGUCAGCGACGCUGAGCCGCCUGCUGCAACCCUCUGGUGCCAAAGAGCUCAGUGUGCUCAAGAACGGCGCCGUGAAGGAGGGCAGUCGCCGUUGGGACGAGGAGUGGGAUGCGGUUGUGGCCCCGAUCCUCGGCAUUUCUGCAUGA